Messenger RNA from Oldenlandia corymbosa var. corymbosa, 1469 nucleotides. NCBI's taxonomy places the organism in Eukaryota, Viridiplantae, Streptophyta, Magnoliopsida, Gentianales, Rubiaceae. The record is from the annotation of a GenBank genome assembly.
GGUACAUCAUCUACAUUUAUUUUCUUAAUCUUACAAACGCAUGAAAUAGAAAUGAACAUUUCUUGUCAUUUUUCUUUUUGAAAAGCAUAUUUUAAAAAAUGAACAGUAAUUGUUGUAAUUUUUUCCUUUUAAAUUUUCAUGAAUAUAUCAUUAUUUGAUAAUCAUACCAAACCAACAAAAAUCACUCAUUGAGUGAGAGUGACCUUUGCAGUGACGUCGCCCACUCGGAGUUGCGUAACAUAAGUAACCGGAGGAGACCGGAGGACGACUUAUUAAUUUCUUCUAUAAAUUAAUAGACCCCAGAAAUCAAUCACACAGUCGUCGUCCUGUAAAUUUUGUGGUUAUUUGGAUUAUUUUAUUAGUAUUAUCCCCACAGAAAUCAGAAAUGGCAACUGCUCAACAAGAAGUAGCUGCUACCACCACCCCCGCCUUUCCUCCGCUGCCGCUGAAAGACAGAGUAGCCAUCGUCACCGGCGGUUCCAGGGGAAUCGGCCGUGCCAUCUCCCUCCAUUUAUCCUCCCUUGGUGCCCGCCUCGUCAUCAAUUACACCUCCCCUUCCAGCUCCGACCAAGCCAAUCUCCUCGCCUCCCAACUCCCCGCCGCUGUCGCCGUCAAGGCCGACAUCUCCGAUCCCGACCAGGUCAAGUCCUUGUUCGAUUCCGCUGAGGCCGCUUUUGGCAGCCCCGUUCACAUCCUCGUCAACAGCGCCGGCGUCCUCGAUUCCAAGUACCCUUCCAUCGCCUCCACCGCCGUCGACGACUUCGACCGCACCUUCGCCGUCAACGCCAGGGGUGCCUUCUUGGUCUGCCGUGAGGCUGCCAACCGCCUCAAGCGUGGCGGCGGCGGCAGAAUCAUCUGCUUAACCACCUCCUUGGUCGCCGCCCUUAAGCCCUCCUACGGCGCUUACGUGGGUUCUAAGGCCGCCGUCGAAGCCAUGGUUAAGAUUCUGGCCAAGGAGCUCCGAGGGACUGGGAUUACCGCCAACUGCGUGGCCCCCGGUCCCAUUGCUUCUGACAUGUUUUUUGCGGGGAAGACGGAGGAGAUGAUUAGGAUGGCGGCGGAGCAGAGCCCGCUCGGGAGGCUGGGAGUGCCGGACGACGUGGCGCCGGUGGUGGGCUUUCUGGUCACCGAUCCCGGGGAAUGGGUGAAUGGGCAGAUUGUUCGGGUCAACGGCGGCUAUAUUUAGUAGCACUACUAGUAGUAACCGAAAUCUAUUUGGGCAUGGUGAUUUGUUGAUUUGGUAUCAUUAUUAUUAUUGAUCGUGUUAAUUAAUUAGUGUGUUUUCCAGAGAUUUUAUAAUCAUUAUCAUCGUCACUUAUCUUAAUAUAUUCCCUUCAUCUCAAAAUUAUUGUUUAGUCUAAAUUUUCAUUUUUAGUUCAAUUUAAUCUGUUUUAAGUGAACCAAAUGUACCCAGCUACCCUAUUAUAAUUAACAAACAAAAGGAGUCUCCUCUCGAGAAACAAGUUGCC